Molecule: messenger RNA, 3249 nt
Organism: Camellia sinensis
Lineage: Eukaryota; Viridiplantae; Streptophyta; Magnoliopsida; Ericales; Theaceae
Product: putative serine/threonine-protein kinase At1g09600
Biological process (GO): positive regulation of transcription elongation by RNA polymerase II; protein phosphorylation
Cellular component (GO): nucleus; cyclin-dependent protein kinase holoenzyme complex
Molecular function (GO): RNA polymerase II CTD heptapeptide repeat kinase activity; ATP binding
Source: RefSeq, a predicted model, not a curated record
AUGCAAAAUGUACAGAUUACCGAAAAACUCUCGGCCAUGCGCGUUUACAGGGCUGCCCAAGUCACCCCCAAAUGGAUGAACAACAACCUACCUUCAAAACCCUCCCAAAUUCCCAAAUUUUCUCUUUUUCUUCUUCUUAUUAUUUUUUUCCCCCCUUCCCUAUUUUCUUCUCUUUCGUUCAAUUUCUGGUUUUAUUUCUCAUACCCAUUUUUUUAGUUUUAAUUUUUAAAAUGUUCAAAAUAAAUAAAAUUAAUAAAAUUUCUGUGAAUAAUAUCGAUUGAAUCCCAACCAAAAAAAAAUAAUAAUAAAUUGUGGGAACUCAGAAUCACCGCUGCUUAGGUCCCCACCUCGACCAGAAUUCCUGCAUCAAUUCACAGGGAUAUAUACAUAGUAUUAUAUAUAUAUAUAUAUAUAUAUAUUUCAAUGCUGGAUUUCUGGUCUGGGUUUUGAUUCUUCAAUCUUUCUAAGAGGCCUUUGUCUGGUUUUGUCUUGUAAUCAAUUGUGCUAUUUUGCUCUUUCUUGAAUUUCUUGCAUUUUGGGUUCUCUUUCUCUUCCUCCUCAAAAGUCCUUCUGUUUCAUUAUUUGAAGAAUUGGGUGUUUAUGAAGUUUUGGGUUUUUGAGAGGAAUUGGAGUUUGAGACAUUAGAUUGAAUUUUGGGUUUGUAUUGUCAGAAAGAGGUGAUCAAUGUUUGGUGAAGAUUAUGGUUGGCGUUUUCUUCAAAAGCUAAUGCCAUUGAAUUUAUAGAGGAUUUCUUCAAAAUUUUAAAUAAAUACAAUGGGCAUUUCAAGUAUUGUAAAUUUGGAGGACUUGUCUGUUUGACAAAACAGUUGAUUGCUAAGGAUGGGUGGCCUUUGCUCAAAAGGAUCUACUGUAAACGAUUAUGUUGUCGCCAAUGAGAAUGAGAAUGAGAAUGAGAAAGAAAAAGAAGAAGGCAAAAAAAAGUUAAACCAACCUUCGGUACAAGUGACUCCUCCAUCAAAGCAAGAGGAGAUUGUAGUGGGGGUAGUUAAAGGUGGUUGUGAUGAGUCUGUUCAAACAAUAUCAAAACCGGUGUUACAAGCCAGUAUCAGCUCUGUACCGAGCACAAAAGAUGAAGAAGAGAAGAAAACGAAAGUUGUUGAAAGGCCCACAAGUGACCAUCAGAGACGAGCUACCAUGGAUGAGGUAGUCAAUGGAGGAGGAAAAGCAACAAUGACUCGGAUAAUUAGCACGCCACAUGGGGCCGAAGGAGAACAGAUUGUUGCAGGAUGGCCAUCCUGGCUAACUUCAGUUGCUGGAGAGGCUAUCCAUGGUUGGCUUCCUCGAAGUGCAGAUUCAUUUGAGAAGUUAAACAAAAUCGGACAAGGAACUUAUAGCAGUGUAUACAAGGCCCGUGACCUAAAAUCAGGCAAAAUUGUCGCGAUGAAGAAAGUGCGGUUUGUAAAUAUGGAUCCAGAAAGUGUCCGUUUUAUGGCUAGGGAAAUCCAUAUUUUGCGUAAACUGGACCACCCAAAUGUAAUGAAGCUGGAGUGUAUAGUCACUUCGAGGAUGUCAGGCAGCUUGUACCUUGUCUUUGAAUACAUGGAGCAUGACCUUGCCGGGCUUUCUGCAUUCCCUAAGAUUAAGUUCACUGAAUCACAGAUUAAAUGCUACAUGCAACAAUUACUGUCUGGACUUGAACACUGCCACAGCCGUGGCAUUUUGCAUCGAGACAUUAAAGGUUCAAAUCUGCUUAUUGACAAUAAUGGAGUUCUCAAGAUCGGAGAUUUUGGCCUGGCAACCUUUUUCCAGCCUGAUCAAAAGCAGCCAUUAACUAGUCGUGUCGUAACUCUAUGGUACAGGCCUCCUGAGCUUUUGCUUGGUGCAACAGAGUAUGGGGUUGCCAUUGAUCUCUGGAGCACUGGUUGCAUCCUCGCAGAAUUGUUUGCUGGGAAGCCAAUCAUGCCUGGUAGAACAGAGGUUGAGCAAAUGCAUAAAAUUUUCAAGCUUUGUGGUUCACCUUCUGAGGAGUACUGGAGGAAAUCAAAAUUGCCGCACGCUACUAGUUUUAAACCUCAGCAUCCUUAUAGGCGUUGUGUUGCCGAGACAUUCAAGGACUUUCCUUCUUCAGCUUUGUCACUUAUUGAUGUCCUCCUCGCAAUUGAACCAAAGCAACGGGGUACUGCUGCUUCGGCACUUAAUAAUGAGUUCUUUAUGACAAAUCCGUUACCUUGCGAUCCAUCUAGUUUACCAAAAUAUCCUCCGAGCAAGGAGUUUGAUGUAAAGCAGCAAGACGAGGAAGCAAGAAGGAAAAAAGCUGAGGCUGGGAAAGGGCGUGGACUUCAAUCUGUAAGAAGGGGUCCAAGAGAAUGCAAGGAAGUGCGUACACCAGAUGGACAGGUUAUUUUACAAGGACAAUCAAGUCCGAAAAGUAUCAGUGCAAAGCACAAUUCCCGUGAGGAUGUUGGGUUGGGUUUCCCAAGUGCAUUUGAAAAAAAUGGACUUUCCCUUUCGAACUCAACGGUUCACCCGAGUACAGUCGAACAUGCACGGUCAAGAAAGGCAAAGGAAGGCGAAGGUCAUAUUGGUCCGGGGAGGUCAAUUAGCUCAUCAGUAAGUGUGUCCGAUCUGAGGAGACAGAAUUCUCACAAACCUCAGGUUGGAGUGGGCUUGUCUGGCACAUAUUCCAAGAAGGAGGAAAUGUCUAGAAAAGAAUCUAUGGGUUAUGUACCAAGAAAAAGCAGAAUCCAUUACUCCGGACCAUUGAUGCCUGCUGGUGGGAACAUGGAAGACAUGCUUAAGGAGCACGAGAGACAAAUUCAAGAGGCAGUCCGCAAAGCACGUCUUGACAGGGCAAGGACCAAUAAAAAUUGGUAUGAUCUGUGACAAUCCAACACAUUAUCCCUCAAGCUGCUGAGCCUGAAGUCACGCUCAGGCCCUUUUAGGACGGGAAUCACAUUGAAUUUGGCCAGUUCUCACUAGCAAAAAGCAACUCGCAUUUUUUUGAUGUACGGUUCAUUCACCCCACCCCCCCCAACAGCCACGUCGUCCUUCAGUUUGCUCUUAAGUUACAAUCAUGCCAGAGUUAUCUUCUGUGGUUCUGAGCUGCCGGACUUUUGUUUUUAGGGGUUGCAAAUCCGCGUUGUAUAGCUAAAGGGUUGCUUUAUUCCUAAUCAUUGCACAUACAUUUGCAUACGAUGUAAAUCCAUUUUUCUUCCUAACUUAUUCUAACUGAAAAUUGUAAACUCCGUGUUUAUUUGUUGUUAUUUAUAUUGAUGGAGUUAGUAUAAA